Molecule: messenger RNA, 1210 nt
Organism: Brassica oleracea var. oleracea
Lineage: Eukaryota; Viridiplantae; Streptophyta; Magnoliopsida; Brassicales; Brassicaceae
Product: deoxyhypusine hydroxylase
Exons: 7
Coding region: 41-1003 (320 amino acids)
Biological process (GO): peptidyl-hypusine biosynthetic process
Molecular function (GO): deoxyhypusine monooxygenase activity
Source: RefSeq, a predicted model, not a curated record
CUCUCCUCCUGUAUUCGUCGCCGUCGAAGCUGAUUUAGUGAUGGAACCUAACUGCUCAGCUUCACCGACUGUAAACGGCGUCGUAAGUGACGUGGAGAAGUUUCUAUGCGAGCGAUUAGUGGACCAGUCGCAGCCGAUCUCGGAGCGAUUCAGAGCUCUCUUCUCUCUUCGCAACUUGAAAGGCCCUGGACCUCGCAGCGCUCUAAUCCUCGCGGCCAGAGACUCAUCAAACUUGUUGGCGCAUGAAGCUGCGUUUGCGUUGGGACAGAUGCAAGAUGCUGAAGCAGUUCCUGCUCUAGAGUCUGUUCUUAAUGAUAUGUCUUUGCAUCCUAUAGUACGCCAUGAGGCAGCAGAAGCUCUUGGAGCCAUUGGUUUAGCUGGUAAUGCUGAGAUAUUAAAGAAAAGCUUGGUUUUCGAUCCAGCUCAGGAGGUUCGGGAAACGUGUGAGUUAGCUCUCAAAAGGAUUGAAGAGUUGAGUAAUGUUGAUACGGAGAAGGAGUUAGACACGACAGAGAGAUCACCUUUCAUGUCUGUUGACCCUGCGGCUCCUGCUGCUGCUUUCUCCUCUGUACACCAGCUUAGCAGUCAGAUUCUUCUGGAUGAAACAAAGGGCAUGUAUGAGAGAUAUGCUGCUCUUUUCGCUCUGAGGAAUCACGGUGGAGAGGAAGCUGUUUCUGCCAUAGUUGAUUCCUUGAGUGCUAAUAGUGCCCUCUUACGCCAUGAGGUUGCUUAUGUCUUGGGGCAACUGCAAAACAAAGCUGCUUUAGCUACUCUAAGCAAAAUACUGAGAGAUGUGAACGAGCAUCCUAUGGUCAGACAUGAGGCUGCUGAAGCACUUGGUUCUAUUGCAGAUGAACAGAGCAUCGCAUUGCUACAAGAAUUCUCAAGGGACCCUGAGCCGAUUGUUUCACAAAGCUGUGAAGUUGCAUUGAGCAUGCUUGAAUUUGAAAACUCCGGCAAAUCAUUCGAGUUUUUUUUCACUCAAGACCCACUUGUUCACUAAGAAUGCUUAAGGAUCAUAAUCAUUCUUCUAUCAUUUACCAACGAAGGAACACAAACUAUAACAACUUUUUACAGUGUGCGCGACUCUUGUCAUGGGGAAAAAGUUUACUCUCAAUGUAACCUCUAAAAUAAUGUUGUUGGGCCUGUAGAAAUCCAAUUGCAAAGAUAAUAUUUUGACAGCUUUAAUGGGCUUAAUGGUCAUUACACU